CUCCCUCCACACGAACUCCCGCUCCCAGGACCGAGAGCAUUCCUCCCGUGUGGGAUCAAUGCCCUCAAAAUAGAGACAACUUCACCCACAGUCUUCCAGUCUUCGCAAUACCUUCAUCGCAGUCGCCGCAUCUUCGCGAUUCAAACACUAUAACACUAAAAGUCCUGCGACAACCACCUGCGUCAUAGUUUCUGCCUACCUAUUCAAUACUCUGGUUCACUACAUUCGCGCCUAGCCAUCCAGGAUUCCCUGAACAGACGACCAGCGCGAUUGCAAAACCAAUCUUGACGCUCUCUCCUGGGGCAUUUGCGGCAGCUUCACAUUCGCUCAUUGCGCUGGAUCGUCUUCUUUCCAGGUGCAUCAUGAGUAAUCAAAGCCCCACGCACAGUUCGACGACAAACAACUCAGCACCAAGCACCCCCGUACCUAAACACGCAUCCCUUCCAGAUCACCUCUCCUCUCCAAGUCCGGCAGCCGCGAUUUCAGGAUUGCAAUCAGCUCGAGUAGAGCAAGCCAAGCACGCUCCUUCUCACCCUAACUCUUCCUCCAUGACGCCGCCACCAUCUUCUCAGAUUCCCCACACGGGAGCAUCGACGGCAAGUCCUGAGCCUCGCGCUGCAACGCCUGCCAUGUCUCUUCUCUCUUCUCCACCUAUGACCGCCAAGCUUGGCCCCAAUCUCAGCAACCUAUCCACGCAACCCGUUCCUACACCUGAGCAGAUAGCAGUGGCAUCCACGGCCGAGCUUCGCUCAAUGGUCAAUGACUUGAGUUGUAAUGUCCGAGAAGCGCGCAUGUCCGAAGCGCACUACAAGCUUCAACACAGCCUCCUUUCCAUUGAGACAUCUGAAGCCGCAAAGCGCAUGGCAGUUGAGCACGAGAUGACUCGACGUGAAAUGGAUGUCCUCCAGGAACAGCAACGCCAAGCUAGCCUUCACCCGCCAUUAGAGCCGCACAGGGAAGCUGAGAUUCCGCCCCGAUCACAGCGGGAGGUUGAGCUUGAAGCGCAAUGUAAUCUGUUGCGAGCCGAGAAUGAUGCGUUGAAAAAGAGAUUACGCCAUUCGAAGAAGUUGCUUUUGGUGAAAGAGGAUGAGCAGGCUUUUCUUUUGGAGGAGAAUGAGCGUUUACGCAACCGCAUCCGGGAGAACCGUGCACAUCUUAAUCAGCUCCGUGGUCCCGGCGGUCUGUAUGAAUCUGCUCCGUCACACCCAGGCUAUGAAUCACCUCGUCAUGGUUCACCUCAUCACGGUGAGAGUGGUCGUCCCACUCAUGCCCCUAGCAAUCGCGUCCCAGGUGAAGAAGCAGCCAACUUUGCUGCCUUGCUCUUAGCCGAUCAAGUUCUCAGCCAGGAAAACGCAAGCGCACCAACAAGUCCAACACGGAGUCGGCCUUCGAAGCAAAAUCCACCCGGCCAGUCACGCGGUACACAUUCAGUUUCUUCUCUUCCUGUCACCCCGCGACAUAGCCGCAUGUCUGUGGGUAAAGCUGGCUAUGCCGAGACUGGUCCUGCUCUAUCAGCAAACGAUCGCAGACAUGAGUCCAACCAACAUCGCAGACGAGAGAGUCGGGACAGCACGAUUUCUGCUUCUGACAUGAGUGACGAUGGCCAGGACGCCUAUGGUGCCGAGGAAAAGCCUAGCCACGAUCCAGCGAAGAUGCCCCACACUUCACUUGGGCAUAGAGCGGAGGCACUUGGCGUUCCCCCUCCCUCAAACCGUCAACCAGGCUUGAUGCAAACCAAACUAUUCGGCCAAGUGAGAAAACCUGGCGUUGAAAGAAGGCUGACUCACUCCAAGCGGAAGAUUGAUGACAACCAUCAUGAAUACGACGAGGAAGCAGCAAAAAGAAGACGGACCGAAGGCGUAGGUUUGGGCAUCGGUGGCUGGAGCCAUUCCAGGCAUUGAUAACAACUAACAUCCCAAGCCCUCAUUCGAGGUUUUUUGCUUCUUAGCGCGCACAGACUCCUCACGCGUAGCCCGUCGGCAUUAUCCGUAACUCUUGCUGCUUUAUCGCAUUGCUGAUGCAUUUCAUGAUAAAGGAUGGGGGCGUUUUAUAUUGCGUUUGGUGAUAUUUCGAAGCGGUGUCCAUUUCCCGAAGGUCUUUUCAUAUCAUCUAUUUUUACGGGCGAGACCUGAUAGCCUGCUUUUCAGCGAUUUGGUUACGAAGUUACGAAAUAUUCAAUGGAAUUUGCAGAUUUGUUCACAGCAUAAAAUAUUGACAUUGCUCGUUUCAUGUUGCCAGCAAUUCUCAUGCAAAUGCUUUGUCGAUUCGUCUUUCAUUCCAUGGCACAUACGGUGCUUAGC
Xylona heveae TC161 is the source of this 2300-nucleotide messenger RNA. RefSeq lists its product as hypothetical. Bases 363 to 1901 code for a protein of 512 amino acids. The transcript has 2 exons. Lineage: Eukaryota; Fungi; Ascomycota; Xylonomycetes; Xylonales; Xylonaceae. The record is from RefSeq and is a predicted model, not a curated record.